ACUUUCUCAACUUCCAUCCGAAGCCGCGCCAUUGCGGACUCGGCGCGGAUUUUGCGGCUUCGCUGUGCCACUCUAGGCCAGUAUGUCCCGCAGUUACUAGAGGGGAUGUUUUAUAGGCGAGCAUUAAUCCCUCACCCUUGGUCAAUAGAGUGAAUGUACCCUUUGAGAUCAAACAUUGGCUGGAUCGCCUAUAUUUCCCGAGAUGGUAAACAAAGGAUAUAAUUGGUCAGCUCGUUGAGGCGAGAUUCGGCGAAUUGGCCAAAUUUCCAAAACGACAUAUUUUCCCUUGUUGUCCAAGGUUACGAUUGCAAUAGGACGACAAUUCAUAUUUCUCGCCUUUGUGAUGUCUCGAUCGGAUCAAGUCAAUCUAUUUCGCGGCUGGCCUUCAGCAGACCUCCUGCCAACGGAGCGUCUGAAGAAAGCUGCGGUAGACGCCCUGUCUGAUCCAGUCGUUUCGGCUGAAGGAUACGGCUACGGACCCGAUGAAGGAUACCUUCCGCUGAGAGAAAAUAUCGCCAGGUGGCUUACCGACUUUUAUGCCCCCGUGCAGCCUAUUGAUUCGAACCGUAUAUGCAUCACCGGCGGUGCCAGUCAAAAUUUGGCGUGCAUUUUGCAGGUGUUCACAGACCCGAUUCAAACGAAACACGUAUGGCUUGCAAACCCGACAUAUCACCUCGUCUUUCAAAUCUUUGAAGAUGCCGGUUUCUAUCAGCGGCUUGGGGAAAUACCAGAAGACGAAGAGGGGUUGGAUGUUAAUGCUCUCGCUCUCGCUCUUGAAGCGUUUGAAAAGAAACUACCCGCAGACAAUGAGGAUACCGGACAUGAGAAUAUAAAAUCUCCCAAACCGCAUAGGAAGUCAUAUCGGCACGUUAUAUACUGUGUCCCGACAUUCUCGAAUCCAUCCAACAAAACAAUGUCAAUUUCGCGACGCGAGUCACUGGUUAAGAUUGCUCGCAAAUAUGACGCUCUCAUCGUAUGCGACGAUGUUUAUGAUUUUUUGCCAUAUCCAGAAUUCAACAACAGCUUAGCCCAAUCCAGCUUACCGCGCCUCGUGGACAUUGAUAGGUUUCUCAACCGUGGCCCAAGAGAUCGGUUCGGAAAUGUGGUGAGCAACGGCUCGUUUAGCAAAAUAAUUGGUGCUGGCUGUCGAGUGGGCUGGGCUGAAGGGACUGGCGAUCUCGUUUAUGGACUUUCUCAAACUGGCUCUACCCGGUCUGGCGGCUCCCCGUCACAGCUAAUGUCGACUUUCGUUAACGAAAUACUUGAAGACAAAUCCCUUCAACGACACAUUGCCGAUACCAUCAUCCCAGCUGGUUCACGUCGGUAUGCUCUGAUGACAUCCGCAAUAAACGAACAUCUGGUUCCACUUGGCGUCACGUUCCUUGCUGGCUCUGAGCACUAUUCAGUAAUUGGUGGAUACUAUGUCUGGAUUGAACUGCCCGUCCCAUUCAAUGCUGCUCAAGUAUGCAAAGUUGCGCUGGACCACUACAAUCUCGUCCUAGGUAAAGAAGGUCUGUUUACUGUGCCGGGUACAACUCCACAAGAAGAUAGACAACAGCAUAUAAGACUGUGUUUCAUGUGGGAGGCUGAAGAAAGGUUGGCGGAGGGUGUAAAAAGGCUUGGGUUUGUGCUUCGAAUGUUACGUGAGAAUGCCACUUUCGAGAAGUGAGUAAUGAUACGAAUGUACACACAUUAAGCUUGGUCCUGUCCAUAAUAAUCGAAUUACGUAGACGUACUGCCAGCAUAUCAUAAGAUUCCGC
This is a messenger RNA of Aspergillus glaucus CBS 516.65, 1760 nucleotides long. Its product is annotated as aminotransferase-like domain-containing protein. Gene Ontology annotation, biological process: biosynthetic process. NCBI's taxonomy places the organism in Eukaryota, Fungi, Ascomycota, Eurotiomycetes, Eurotiales, Aspergillaceae. The record is from RefSeq and is a predicted model, not a curated record. Gene Ontology annotation, molecular function: L-2-aminoadipate:2-oxoglutarate transaminase activity; pyridoxal phosphate binding. The coding region runs from base 344 to 1669 and encodes 441 amino acids. The transcript has 3 exons.